Messenger RNA from Dreissena polymorpha, 1361 nucleotides. RefSeq names its product homologous-pairing protein 2 homolog. Bases 34 to 732 code for a protein of 232 amino acids. The transcript is spliced from 9 exons. Gene Ontology annotation, cellular component: DNA recombinase auxiliary factor complex; condensed nuclear chromosome. NCBI's taxonomy places the organism in Eukaryota, Metazoa, Mollusca, Bivalvia, Myida, Dreissenidae. Gene Ontology annotation, molecular function: recombinase activator activity; double-stranded DNA binding. The record is from RefSeq and is a predicted model, not a curated record. Gene Ontology annotation, biological process: meiotic strand invasion involved in reciprocal meiotic recombination; homologous chromosome pairing at meiosis; meiotic joint molecule formation.
UAUAGCCUUAAAACAGUAUGGUGUGGAAUUAUUAUGUCAAAUUUACCUCCCUUGAACAAACUCCCGCGAAAUUUGACAUAUAUCGAACUCAAAAUGAGUAAAUCUAAGGAUUUAAAUGCGUCAGCUGCUGUACUGGACUACCUAAACAAACAGAAUCGACCCUACAGUGCCAUAGAUAUUUGUAACAAUCUGCAUAAGGAAUUCGGGAAAACUGCUAUAGUUAAGGCGUGUGAAAGUCUUGCUGAGUCUGGUCAGAUUAAAGAAAAGGCUUAUGGCAAACAGAAAGUCUAUGUGGCUGACCAGUCACAGUUCCCUGAGGUGGAUGAUGCUGAAGUCAAGACAAUGGACAGCAAGAUAGUGGAGCUCACUGGAAAACUGCAGUCCACCUUGGAGGAAGUGAGACAACUAGAAUCAGAUCUAAAAAUGUUCAGUAGCUGCUUGUCAACUGAAGAGGCCAAGAUACAGCUACAAGAGACAACAGCCCAGUGUGCCCACUACAAAAAGAAGCUGGCACAUCUAAAGGAUGGUGGAAAUGUGGUCUCACCAGAGGAGAAAGACAAGGUGUAUAAAAAUAGGGAAACAUAUGUUAAGGCAUGGAAGAAAAGGAAACGCAUGACAAACGACAUCUUGAAUGCCAUAUUGGAGGGCUACCCAAAACCCAAGAAGCAGUUGUAUGAGGACAUUGGAAUAGAGACCGAUGAAGAUUGCAGCGUUAAACCUCCUGACAUCUAGACUAACACAAUUUUUUAGAAUAUAUUAUUUAUUUGUUUCAGUUAACAAUAUGUUACAUUUUGCUUUGCGUAAAAUACCAUUUUGUGAGUUAAUUUUAACUAGUAAAAAGGAUUUUAUUGUUAUGGAAUGCUGUUGAUAUAAAAUACAGUUUUCGUUUAUCUGUGUAAAUGUAUGAAAGUGUACUUUUAUUUAAAUAUUAAAAUUGUUAUUGUGAUAUUAUUGUGUACAUAUGAUCAUGUCAAGCUAUAAUAAAUUGUGCUAAAAAAACUUACUGAAAUCAUUAUAGCUCCCGUGAACUUCACCUGUGUACAUGAAGUAUGGUUACUACACGUAUUGAAUUGAGUGUUCAACAUGCAGUCCAACAGAAAGCCUGUAAAGACUCGUGUGUCCAAGUUGACGGGAAAAGGAAUUUAAACAUCACGCAUGCCUUAUUCAUGGAAAAAUGAAGUUAUUGUGUGUGUUUUAUUUUCCAGUCUUGUCAUAAAACAAUUGCACGCAUUAACAUUGACAAAUAAAUAGGUUAAUAAAAAAGUUUUUUUCAAUGAACGUUUACCUAUACGUGAUCAAAAACGUUGGAGGUGUUAUAGUUAUUUUCUAUCUCGAAUUAAAUAUACAAUAUAUGUUUUAUA